Molecule: messenger RNA, 918 nt
Organism: Sporothrix brasiliensis 5110
Lineage: Eukaryota; Fungi; Ascomycota; Sordariomycetes; Ophiostomatales; Ophiostomataceae
Product: solute carrier family 25 (mitochondrial citrate transporter), member 1
Exons: 3
Coding region: 1-918 (305 amino acids)
Biological process (GO): mitochondrial citrate transmembrane transport
Source: RefSeq, a predicted model, not a curated record
AUGUCGGCGGCUGCACCUGUAGCCGCGGCCGAUGCCGGCGGCAGCAAGAAGAAGAAGACGCCGAGCCCGCUGCGGUCGAUUAUUGCCGGUUCGACGGCCGGUGCAGUGGAGAUUGCCAUUACCUACCCUGCCGAGUUCGCCAAGACGCGCACGCAGCUCAACCGCCGGCUUGCCGACGGCCAGAAGCUGCCGUGGCCCAAGUUCGGCCCGCAGUGGUACGCCGGCUGCACGACGCUCAUCAUUGGCAACUCGGCCAAGGCGGGCAUCCGCUUCGUCGCGUUCGACCAGUACAAGCGGCUGCUGGCCGACGAGAACGGCAAGAUGACGGGGCCGCGCACGGUGCUCGCCGGGUUCGGCGCCGGCGUCACCGAGUCGCUGCUCGCCGUCACGCCCACGGAGAGCAUCAAGACGACGCUCAUUGACGACCGCAAGCGGGCGCAGCCGCGCCUGCGCGGGUUCCUGCACGCCGUGCCCAUCAUUGCGCGCGAGCGCGGCCUCCGCGGCUUCUUCCAGGGCUUCGUGCCGACGACGGCGCGGCAGGCGGCCAACUCGGCCGUGCGCUUCUCGUCGUACACGUUCUUCAAGCAGCUCGCCGAGAGCUACACGGCGCCCGGCGAGAAGCUGGGCACGGUCGGCACGUUCAGCAUGGGCGCGCUGGCGGGCCUGGUGACGGUGGCCGUGACGCAGCCGCUGGACACGAUCAAGACGCGCAUGCAGAGCAUCGAGGCGCGCAGCGUCUACGGCAACAGCCUGCGGUGCGCGGCGCUCAUCUUCAAGCAGGAGGGCCUGCUGACGUUCUGGAGCGGCGCGCUGCCGCGGCUGGCGCGGCUGGUGAUGAGCGGCGGCAUUGUCUUUACCAUGUACGAAAAGAGCAUUGACCUGAUGGACCGGCUGGACCCAGAGUCGCGGUACAUAUAG